UGGUAAUUUAUCUGAGUAUCAGAUCCUAUAAAAAAAAGCCUCAUAGAAGUGUUUUGACCAAGGCACAUCAUCCUGACCUUCUCUCUAAUGACAUUAGCUUCAGUAAGUCAGUGGACACAAACUGGACGUGUGCAAGUUGCUAAUAAUGAUCUCUUUUACCGAGCUGAGUUCUCUCACACAUUUAAGUCACUGUAAUUUUAUAUAAAAAAGAAUUGAAUAAAUCUGAGUAUACAGCCUGGUCAAAGUGUGAAACUGUCACUGUAGAAGUUUUAAUCUAUUAUUCAAGGAUUUAAAAGUUUUAGUGUCUUUUAGUGUAUCGCACAGUGAAAUUUUGUUAGUGACAUCCUAAGCUGAUUCAUAAAAAAAUACAAACAAACAAUAAAUUCAUUUUAAAAAAGGUGACAACUUUUUGAAGACAAAAAUACUUGAAUACAAAUGAUAAUAAAUAGACAUUUAAUCCAAUAUAAAAGUACAAAACAACACAAAAUCUGCUCAGAGAAGACAGUUAAGACAAAUUUUUUGGGCACUGACUCAAUUUCAGCAUUUUCCUUAUGCAGUGAGAACCUCAUCAGCCGGUAAGAUGACAUUAAGGUGAUAUCAACAAAACAAAUAGGUCACGGAUAACUCUUGUGUCAAAGCAUAAUGAGAGCUGUAUGAGAAAUGGAAUAGUAAAGUGAAGUGGGAAAAGAAAUUUAAGUCUGAUAUUAAUUUAAUAAAGACAGAAUUAAGAAGGCACAAACUAUUCAACUAUUAAAAUGUAAAAAAUAUAUGAAAACAUCUACAUGUUCUAAAUAAUAUUAUAUGGGGCAUCAAAUGCAAAAAGUUGAAUAUACUUUUCUCUAUGACUAUUUAUUUAUUUUUUUGUUUAUUUGUUGGUUUGUUUGUUUGUUUGUUUUAGUUACAUAGUGACUCGUGUCAAAUAACAGUUUUAAGUUUCAGAGUAAAUUUUACAUAUGAAUCUAAAUGUAAAAUGCAAAUAUUAAUUCUAAAUGUUAAAAUGUAAAUGUUAUCUACAUUUUAACUCUAAAUCUUACAACUAAAUCUUAAAUGUAGAAAUUUUAAUAAUUACCCCUGCCCUAUCAGAGUGUCAUUGAGAACACACAAUGCUGGUAGGGUUGCCAGAUUUACACCAUACUAUGCUAGUUUUGGAACAAAGUCUCCUGAUGGCAUUUUUUUUUUUAGCUCAUUUAAGAUAGUCCUCAGCAUCCAAGAUCUUGUUUUAGAGCACAUAAAUCAGAAUUAGUGUUCAGGAUUUUUCACUGCUAAUCCUAGCAGUUAACUAAAAUCAACUAAUCUGUCACGAUUGUCUUAAAGCCAGCUGCCCAACCAUUUGACCAAUACCUUUGCAAACACUUUUUGAUCACCACUGAGCAAACUAAGUGGCCUAUAGCUAGAAGGAUCUCAAAAGUGUUAAUAAAUGGUAUAAGAAGUUGUAAUUCCUCAAUGACAAUCACUAUUAUUUAAUCUAGAGAGGUUUUAAAAAAAAUGCAGCUAACUACUCUCUCUGUUAUAGAUAUAGUGAAUGAGCCCAGUCUCUCUGUAAGUCAUAAUAGCAUUCAUGCAUCCUGGCAAUUGGAUAGCAAGAACUGUCCAUCGAUCACCACAGACUUCACCUGGAAAGUAACGUGCAAAGAACAUGGUUCCACCAGAUAUUUAAAAGGGCACUGUACUAAGAACUCCUGUGAAUUUUCUCAUUUGAAAAGUUUUACGGUAUAUACUUGUGAGUUUGAAGCAGCUUAUGAAAACAAACCAUUUCACACCACUACCAAAACUACAAAAACCUGGCCUGGACAACCGUCUUACACAAAAGGUCCAACAAAAAAAGAUGAAAGCCAUAAUGCUUUCAAAGUGAGCUGUUCAAUCGACAAUUGGAAUGGCGAUCCGGGAAAGAUCUUCGCAGAGCUCUACAUUAAUCAUAAUCUGCAAGAGAAUAAAACAGACUGCAAUGGAAAAAUUUGUGAUUUUCAUUUCACAAACCUCUACUACUCAACAAAAUAUACAAUUAAGGUGUAUGCCCAAAAUGGUAAUGGGAACAGAACAGUUAUCCUUGAUAUGGAUCAUUCCACUAAAUCUGUUGUGGCUGACACAACUGGAUCAGGAUUGGUUGUCCUGCUGCUGUCAGUCACCGGUGUGUGUCUUUUACUGGCUGGACUGUGUCUCUACGCGUGUAUCAAUGCUGAUGAGGUUUACACAGAGGUGAUGUACACACUCUCCACUCAUCAGUUCUCAGAGGAAACACACCUCCUUUCAACUUCCUCUGAAUGAUGGACACUGAACCCCUUCUCUUCUGUCACACACCUCUCAGUUUAAAGUCUGAACUAAUUGAAGUCUUAUUUGUUCAAUAACAGAAAUGUUCCUAACAAUUAAUUUACAUUUUACAUUUACAUUUACAUUUAUGCACUUAGCAGACGCUUUUAUCCAAAGUGACUUACAAAUGAGAAAGAUACAAGCAAAAAUGAGAA
Ictalurus furcatus (blue catfish) is the source of this 2462-nucleotide messenger RNA. Its product is annotated as receptor-type tyrosine-protein phosphatase C-like. The transcript is spliced from 8 exons. The record is from RefSeq and is a predicted model, not a curated record. Bases 1486 to 2265 code for a protein of 259 amino acids. Lineage: Eukaryota; Metazoa; Chordata; Actinopteri; Siluriformes; Ictaluridae. Gene Ontology annotation, molecular function: protein binding.